Oldenlandia corymbosa var. corymbosa is the source of this 2231-nucleotide messenger RNA. The record is from the annotation of a GenBank genome assembly. Lineage: Eukaryota; Viridiplantae; Streptophyta; Magnoliopsida; Gentianales; Rubiaceae.
CACCUUCAUGCAAACAACAUCUCUUCUCUCAAUUUAAUGUAGGGCCUGAAAGCUAUGUAGAUCUUUCCAUUUUACUCCCUCCCCCUCUCCCCAUUUCUUUCUCCCUUCCUUCCUUUCCUCCCACUUCCAUGACUGCAAAUUAACAUUCAUUCAUCUAAAGAGAGAGAGAGAGAGAGAAAGAGAAACACACAGUCACACAGUGAGACCAAAGACUACAUACAUAGUAACAGUCUUUCACAUUAAUUAUACUAUUCAAAUUCUUUCUUCCGGAAAAAUUAAUCCACUGCAACCACAGCUACUAGUUUCAGUUGUAAUAUUUUUUUACCCCUUUUUUUUCUCAUCAAUUCAUCUUCCUGUCCACAAUUUUGCCUCCUCCCAAAAUUUUUUCUCGUACUCCAUUAAUAUAAAGGUGCAAGAGAAACUGCCAAAAAGUAGAGAGCUAACAAAGAACAAAGAAUUAGGCUUCUUCUUAUUUUAAUUCCUUUUUUUUUUUUUUCAUAGCAGAUGACCUCGAUUCCAAGUUAUCAUCAGCAUCAUCAUCACAUCCAUUAUUAGUUUAUGGCAGUUGUUGCCUCAACCAUGAGCCAAGAUGACGACAACAACAAUACCAAUGUUAACAACAACGUUAACAACAACAACAACAACAAAGUAGUAGUAGAUGAUGAUGAGCAUGAACACGAUAUGGUUAUGCCCGGAUUCCGAUUCCACCCUACUGAGGAAGAACUUAUAGAGUUCUACCUUCGCCGUAAGGUUGAGGGCAAACGUUUCAAUGUCGAACUCAUCACUUUUCUCGAUCUUUAUCGCUAUGACCCUUGGGAACUUCCAGCUUUGGCCGCGAUUGGGGAGAAAGAAUGGUUCUUUUAUGUGCCAAGAGACCGGAAGUAUAGAAAUGGAGAUAGACCAAACAGAGUAACGACUUCUGGGUAUUGGAAGGCAACCGGAGCUGAUAGAAUGAUUCGGACAGAGAAUUUCAGGUCAAUUGGAUUGAAGAAGACUCUUGUUUUCUAUUCUGGGAAAGCUCCUAAAGGUAUUCGUACUAGUUGGAUCAUGAAUGAGUACCGUUUACCUCAGCACGAAACCGAACGCCUCCAAAAGGCUGAGAUUUCGCUUUGCCGGGUCUACAAGAGAGCUGGAGUCGAAGACCAUCCAUCUCUACCUCGUUCUCUUCCCACAAGAGCUUCAUCAUCAAGAGGAGGAAUCCAUGCAUCAACCAACAAGAUUUCUAAGUCCAAUGAUCACAUCACUCCAACCAAUAGUCUUUCCAUGGAGAGUAGUUUCCAAGGUUAUGGAGCAAAUCCACAACAAAUUGAAGAGAAAUUGAGUGAAACAAGUGGAAGCAGCAGCACUGAUCAUACUAAUAUUGGAAUUGGAACUUCUCUUGGCCUUUCUAAGCAUCAUAGUAACAACAACACUUUUAUAUCUUUAGCCCCAAUGACUGCAACUUCACUUUCAGUUUCAGCUCCAACUUCAUUGGAAGAUAUUCCUGAUGAACAAAAUAGAGUUUUUCUUCAACAUCAUCAUCAUCAUCAAUCAAAACAACCAUGUAUUAACACUACUUUAGCCCUUGAAAACCACACCCUUUUUGCGGGCUCUUCUUCUUUUCUCCCCACCACCAAUACAGUUGAUGAUCUUCAUAGGCUUGUGGAAUUCCAACAUGCUUCAAUGAGCCACAUUCAUCAACAACAAUAUCAUAACAUUCACAAUAAUAAUCCUUCCUCCGGCCAGUUGUUCUCUAGCCUUCAGCAGGCGGCACCACCAUCGCUGCCUCCCUCGUCUUUGGCUCUUAACAUGAUGAUUCCCGGAUCUCUUCAGACGACUUUCACGGAUAGGUUGUGGGAUUGGAACUCCAUUAAUGAAGGAAGCAACAAAGACUUCAACAGCCCUUUCAAGUAAUAUUAUGAUAAGUUUUAUCUAUCAUCUAUAUUGUGUAUGAAUUUGCAUAUACACAUGCAUAGCUUCUAUAGUAGUAUAAUUUAAUUUCUAUAUAAGUUAUGUACGUAUGAACUGCUGAUGUGUGAAGUAAUUCACUCCCUUAAACAUAUUAAUGGUAGAUUUUGAAGGAGGACUAAUUAAUGUUUGAUUAAUGCUACUUAGUAUUAGCAUAUGAUCUAUCUAUCAUCCCUUGAUAGAUUUUCGAUUUAGGUUGUACACUUGAUGUUACUGUAAGAACUCCAUUAAUCGUUUCUUUCUAAUAUAAUGUCUUCUAGAUUUUGCCUCUUAUUAUUUGGAAA